Messenger RNA from Mandrillus leucophaeus (drill), 733 nucleotides. Its product is annotated as LIM/homeobox protein Lhx4-like. The record is from RefSeq and is a predicted model, not a curated record. Gene Ontology annotation, cellular component: nucleus. Lineage: Eukaryota; Metazoa; Chordata; Mammalia; Primates; Cercopithecidae. Bases 245 to 496 code for a protein of 83 amino acids. Gene Ontology annotation, biological process: neuron differentiation; regulation of transcription by RNA polymerase II. Gene Ontology annotation, molecular function: RNA polymerase II transcription regulatory region sequence-specific DNA binding; DNA-binding transcription factor activity, RNA polymerase II-specific. The transcript is spliced from 2 exons.
AACCUGGGAUGUGCACCAACCCCGGAGAGCGAGAUCAAAGGGACUGGAAACAGACUGGGGACUGGUGGGGGGAGGGGGCCGGCCAGCCUGUGGAGUCCUCCCGGAGAAGCGGAGGGCCCGGCUUCCACUGUGACUCCAGCGGCCUGCUUGGGGUUUUAAUUAUUAUUUUGAAAUUUCUGAAUCGAGCUAGAGCGAGAUAGCGAGAGAUCUCCGGAGACUGCGACUCGCUGGCUCUCUCUCCGAGAUGAUGCAGAGUGCGACUGUCCCCGCGGAAGGGGCUGUCAAGGGGCUCCCGGAGAUGCUAGGUGUGCCGAUGCAACAGAUCCCCCAGUGUGCUGGCUGCAACCAGCACAUCUUGGACAAGUUCAUCCUGAAGGUCCUGGACAGACACUGGCACAGCUCCUGCCUCAAGUGUGCAGACUGCCAGAUGCAGCUGGCGGACAGGUGCUUCUCCAGGGCCGGGAGCGUCUACUGCAAGGAGGACUUCUUCAAGUAAGUCAGAAUAGUCCCUGUCGUGGCCCUGGCCUGUCUCUGCCUCUCCCCAUGCAGUGAGGGGGAAGUUUGCAGCGGGGUAGGCCAGGGAGGGUGGAGAGUCCACUCUGGGAGGGGCAGGUAAGUCCUGGAGCUGAGAGGAUGCCCCUUGUUGAGCUCCCCCUUCUGAUCAGUGGCCCAUCACUGCCGGAGGUCCAGCCUCUAGGCCUCAUUUGAUCUCUGCAUGGGGCAGGGGUGAGGA